GCUCAGUCAUGAGCUCGGGGAGCGCGGCGUGAGGAGCAGCAGCGAGUGCCCUGCGGGGCUCUGCUGGCCCGGGGUGGCUCGGAGGGGCCGCUGUGGGCACUGCCCCCGCUGCGGGCUCUGAGUGCCCGGUGUGCCGGGGAAAUAGCCGGGACCGGGCCGGGAUGGGUCAGCGCUGAGACGCUGCUCCGCGGCCUCGGUUGUGUCUGACCCAGCUCGGCACGGCUCCGAUGCUCUCCCCGCUGCGCCGAGGAGCGGGCGGGCGGCAGGGAUGAAGCAGAAGUGAAUGUGGGAUGCGGAGCCGCGGCUUCCCGGGAGCGAAACUCGCUGGAUGUUCUCAGGGUUGGAGAUCUCCACCACGCUGGUGAUGUUCAGCCCGUCCUCUGCCGUGACCCCGUGCACCUCCCCGCGGGUGCCCCAGGCCGUGCCCAUGGACCUGCGGAUCGGGCAGCGCGUGGUCAAGCCCCAGGACACGGCGCUGCUGGCCCUGAAGCAGCAGCAGCUGCAGCACCAGCUCUUCCUGGCCAGCCUGCACCAGCAGCAAGUGGAGCAGCUCGCCCACCAGCACGUCAGGGUGGCCAUGGAGUCCCCACACCGCGAGGCUGAGCCGGGCCAGCAGGAGCAGGAGCUGCGGCAGAUCCUCAACAAGGACAAGAGCAAGCGCAGUGCCGUGGCCAGCACGGUGGUGAAGCAGAAGUUGGCCGAGGUCAUCCUGAAGAAGCAACAGGCGGCUCUGGAGAGGACCAGCAACCCCCCCGCUGCAGCCCUGCCCUACAGGUCCCUGGAGCCUCUGGAGCCCGAGGGUCCCUCCCCUGCCAUGCUCAGCACGUUCCUGUCCCCCGUGCCCAGCACUUCUCUCGACACGCCCGAGCAUUUCCCGCUGCGGAAAACAGCCUCCGAGCCCAACCUGAAGGUUCGGUGCAAGCCCAGGAAGUGCCUGGACCGGCGCAAGAACCCCCUGACCCGCAAGGAGAGCGCUCCCCCCUCGCUGAAGAGGCGCCCGCCCGACGCCAUCGACUCGUCCCCCAGCAGCAGCAGCACCCCGGUGUCGGGCUGCAGCUCUCCCAACGACAGUCUGCCCGCCGAGCACGUGGCGCUGCCCACCGCGCCAGGCGUGGCCCACGAGACGCCCCUGGCCCAGCGGCUGAUGAUGCAGGAGAGCUCCCUGGCCCAGUUUGCCCUGCAGAGCGCGGCCUCGCUGCCGGCCAUCACCCUGGGCCUGCCGGCCACCACCGGUGCCAGGGGCGAUGCAGAGCGCCGGGCGCUGCCCGGCCUGGCUCACCGGGUGCCGGUGCUGAACGGGCCGGUGCUCCCGGGCACGCACUCGCCCGUCUUCAUCCCGGCCAGCCUGGAGCAGCACGAGGCGGGCAGCGCCCUGUCCCCUCGGCUGCAGCCCGUCAUCAUCCUCGAGCCCUCGGUCACCCACGCUCCGCUGGUGGCGGUGCCGGGCCUGGGCACCGUGCCCCUGUCGCUGGCGCCGUCGCUGGUGCCCGCGGAGUGCCUGGCGCUGCCGGGCCAGCACAAACCGCUGGGCAGGACCCGCUCGGAGCCGCUGCCGCCCAGCCCGCGCACCGUGCAGCAGCACCUGCUCUUCCAGCAGCACCACGCGCAUUUCCUGCGCCAGCAGCCGCACCUGGGCAAGCGCCCGGCCAAGUCCAGCGAGAAGCCCCGGCUGCGGCAGAUCCCCUCCUCGGAGGACAUGGAGGCCGAGGGGACCCUCCCGGAGGCCGAGCCCGGGGACCCCCCCCGGGCACGGCCGGAGCCCCCCCGGCCCGGCGGCAGCGCCAAGGAGCCCGAGAGGACGCAGAAGAUGGGGCAGCCCCCGGAGGAGCUGGUCCUGCAGCAGGCCCUGCUCUGGGACUCCUUCCAGCGGGUGCAGCAGCAGCUCCUCAAGCGCCAGCCCUUGGCCGACCCCCCCGUGCUCCCCCCCGGCCACCGGCCCCUGUCCAGGGCUCAGUCGUCCCCGGCCACGGCCACCGUGUCCCUCCCUGCCCAGGACACCAAGGCGCUGGCCCUGCCCGUGCAGGAGCAGCCGCCCAAGCCGCUCUUCACCACAGGGCUGGUUUACGACUCGGUGAUGCUGAAGCACCAAUGCUCCUGCGGGGACAACAGCAACCACCCCGAGCACGCCGGGAGGAUCCAGAGCAUCUGGUCCCGGCUGCAGGAGCGGGGCCUGCGCAGCCGCUGCGAGUGCCUGCGGGGCCGCAAGGCCACCCUGGAGGAGCUGCAGAGCGUCCACAGCGAGCGCCACGUUCUCCUCUACGGCACCAACCCCCUCAACCGCCUCAAGCUGGACAACGGCAAGCUGGCAGGGAUCCUGUCCCAGAGGACGUUCGUGAUGCUGCCCUGCGGAGGGCUGGGGGUGGACAGUGACACCAUCUGGAACGAGCUGCACUCGUCCAACGCUGCCCGCUGGGCCGCCGGCAGCGUCACCGAGCUGGCCUUCAAGGUGGCCACCAGGGAGCUGAAGAACGGCUUUGCCGUGGUGCGGCCGCCCGGACACCACGCGGAUCCUUCCACGGCCAUGGGGUUCUGCUUCUUUAACUCGGUGGCCAUCGCUGCCAGGCAGCUGCAGCAGAAGGGGAAGCUCAGCAAGAUCCUCAUCGUGGACUGGGACGUUCACCACGGCAACGGGACCCAGCAGAUUUUCUACAGGGACCCCGAGGUUCUCUACAUCUCCCUGCACCGCCACGACGACGGCAACUUCUUCCCGGGCAGCGGCGCCGCCGACGAGGUGGGCGCUGGCCCCGGCGAGGGCUUCAACGUCAACGUGGCCUGGGCUGGAGGGCUGGACCCCCCCAUGGGGGACCCCGAGUACCUGGCUGCCUUCAGGACCGUGGUGAUGCCCAUCGCCCACGAGUUCUGCCCCGAUGUGGUGCUGGUGUCGGCCGGCUUCGACGCAGCCGAGGGCCACCCGCCCCCCCUGGGGGGCUACAAAGUCUCUGCCAAGUGUUUUGGCUACAUGACCAAGCAGCUGAUGAGCCUGGCCGGGGGGGCCGUGGUGCUGGCGCUGGAGGGGGGGCACGACCUCACGGCCAUUUGUGACGCGUCCGAGGCCUGCGUGUCCGUCCUGCUGGGCCACGAGCCGGAGCCGCUCCCCGAGGACAGCCUGAGGCAGAAGCCCAACGCCAACGCCGUGCGCUCGCUGGAGGCCGUGAUCCAGGUCCAGAGUAAAUACUGGGUGGCCGUGCAGCGCUUCGCCUCCAAGCUGGGCUGCUCCUUCCUCGAGGCCCAGCACCACGAGGCCGACGAGGUGGAGACGGUGACGGCCCUGGCGUCCCUCUCGGUGGCCGUGAUGGUGGAGAAGAGGGCACAGGAGGAGCCGAUGGAGCAGGAGGAGCCCAUGACCCAGUGACACUUGGGGACGGUCCCCGGGCGUGGCCGGAGCCCCCGAAGAUCCCGAUCCCCGUUUGUCCCCCUCGCUCCCGAGGCCCUGGGCGGGCCUGGACUCCUGGAAGGGACAUUCCCGCAUCCAACGGGAUGGGACCGUGGAGAGCCCCGAGCCCAGACUGUGCCCGCAGCCCUCCCCACCCCGUUUUGGGACCCCUCGAGUGGGGUGAAACCCCCCCAGCCCUGCGGCACUGACCCCCCAUCCCAGGACCCUCCUCAGCGGGAAGGGCCGGACGUUGGGAUGGACGCUCGGACCACCCUGGGGACGGCUCCCAGAGCCUGGAGGAGCAUCCCGGGGUUUGCUGGGUGGGGCUGGAGCUCUGCAGCCUCUCCAGAGGUUCCCUGGCUCCCCUCGCCCUGCUGGGGCACGGGGACGGAGCAGCAGUGACGGGGCUGGGAGCUCGGGAGGGCUCGGAGCAUCCCCAGCAAGGUUUGGAACUCCCCAAGGAAGAUGUGGAGCAUCCCAAGGAAGGUUUGGGGCACCCCGAGGAAGGUUUGCAGCCCCCCAAGGAAGAUGUGGAGCUCCCCAAGGAAGGUUUGGAGCUGCCCAAGGAAGAUUUGAAGCUCCCCAAGGAAGGUUUGGGGCACCCCGAGGAAGGUUUGGAGCCCCCCAAGGAAGAUUUGGGGCACCCCGAGGAAGAUUUGGAGCCCCCCGAGGAAGGUUUGGAGCUGCCCAAGGAAGAUGUGGAGAAUCCCAAGGAAGGUUUGGAGCCCCCCGAGGAAGGUUUGGAGCUCCCCGAGGAAGAUUUGGGGCACCCCGAGGAUGGUUUGGGGCACCCCGAGGAAGAUUUGGGGCACCCCAAGGACGGUUUGGGGCACCCCGGCGAGGGCAGAGCGAGGCCGGGGCGCGGGCAGUGCCCGGGGGUCCCUCCUGCCCUCGCUGAUUUGCACUAUGGACCUGCCAGCGCUAAUGUGAACCCGACUCCUCUUCCCGGGGGGAUUUUGGGAACCUUCCCCCUCUUCUGAGGUGCCUCGAGCCCCUUGCAGCACCCCGAGGCCCGGCUGGGUGUGGGUCCAGCCCCUGAGCCCCUCCCCAGCCGAGGGACCCCGGUUCCCGUGGGAUCCCAAAACCCCGUCCCCAUCCCUAUCCUGGGGUGCCGGGGCACAUCCAGAGCCUCCAGCCCGAGGGUUUCCCCCCAAAUUCCCUUUUCCCAUUUCCCCAAAGCCUUUGGGGACAGAGGGGACACAGCCCUGGCUGAGCUGGGGGUGGGGACGGCUCCGGCCGCGGCGGCAGGAGGAGAUUUUGUAUAAAAAAAACAAAAAAACCCAAAACAACCAAAAAAAACAAACAAAGAAAUUUAAAAAGAAAAAAAAUGAAUCAAAACCCUUUGUGUGGCCCAGGGUGGGGGUCGCCAGAGGGGGAUGGAGGGACCUCCCAAGCUCCAUCCUGCUGGAUUUUACCAGGAAAAACCCACCAUGCACGAAUUUUGGGGGCUUUCCGCCCCCAAAAAUAUGGGUCAGAAGGGUCAUCAGGAUGACAUUUUCCUCAUUUUAAGGGUUUUUGGCUCAUUUAAAGGUUUUUUUUGCUCAUGUAAAAUGCAGGAAAAUUUUUUUUUUUUUUUAAACAAAUGAGACACACCAAAAUACUUGAAAAUAUUUUUUUAAAAAUAUAUUUCACCUUUUUGAAAAAAAAUUUGUUUGGAAGCUGGAGUCUCACUCCACAGAUAAGUUUUUGCCCUUUAUUUUUUAUUUUUCAAACACAAUUGAUUAUUUUUUGUAAGAAGAUUUUAACUUCUGAUGCCAGUUUUGUUUCUCAGCUUCCCAUGAGGCACCGAACGAAGCCACCACAGCCCCGUUUUUAACAGAAUUUUGGUUUUUUUUAAGCACCUCCAGAUUUUUUUGAAGGCUGCAGUCAACUCCCCGGUGCAGAGAAUCAACUCCCACUGCACAUAAAAAUUGAGAAUUGGGUAGAAAAAGUCAGUCUGGGCUUUCCUGUGGUUCCUCCGUGGAUUCUCUGGUGCAUCCCAAAUCUGAUCACAGCAGGAAUUCCUCUCGCAUGGAAUAUUUGGGUGCUCAGGCCUGUUGCAGCCUCCCUGGAAGGGAUUUUUCCCUUUCUUUUUCUGCCAUAACAGGCACAAAAAAACUGAUUUUUUUUUUUUUUUUUGCCUGAUUCCAAUAAAAGCAGCCCAGCUGAGGGAGGUGCAGAGGCAGCACUAUGUCCAUAGGAGAAACAAGGAUUGAACCCUGGAAAAUUCCCCUUGGGCUUUAUUGGGGUUGUUUUGGUUACCCCAACACCUCCAUGGUCCCUUCCCCACCCUCUCCGCGCCCCCAAAAGAGCCCAAACCCGCUCAGAGUUCCCAACAAAGCCCCAAAAUCCCCCAUUCCCGGCGGCUCCGUCUCCAGCCUCGAUUCCCGAUAAAUCCCAAGGGAUUGGGAGCUCCCAGCAGAGCGUUCUUGGGUUCCUGAUAAAUCCCAAGGGAUUGGGAGCUCCCAGCAGGGCGUUCCUGGGUUCCCGAUAAAUCCCAAGGGAUUGGGAGCUCCCAUCAGAGCGUUCCUGGGUUCCCGAUAAAUCCCAAGGGAUUGGGAGCUCCCAGCAGAGCGUUCCUGGGUUCCCAAUAAAUCCCAAAGGAUUGGGAGCUUCCAUCAGGGCAUUCCAGGGUUCCUGAUAAAUCCCAAGGGAUUGGGAGCUCCCAGCAGGGCAUUCCUGGGUUCCCGAUAAAUCCCAAGGGAUUGGGAGCUCCUCCUGAGGCCCCAUCCGCGGGGCAGGAGUGGCUGGGGGUGCCUUGGGGGGGUCAGCAGCCCCCAGAUCCCCCCGAAUCCUCAUCCAUGGGAACGUGGAGCCUUCGGAGCGGGAUAAAAGCGGGGGACCCCCGAGGUCCUUGGAGGGCUCCUGAGGGGCUCCAGCCCUUCCCUUUCCCCUCAUCCUGAAGGAAUUUUCCUGGUGGUCCCGGCUGGAGGCAGCUCCGGGAAGGGCUCGGCGUCCCGGCAGUCCCGGAGGAGGAAAUCGGGAUGGUUCCUUACCUGCGAGCCCGCGAUAAAUUACAGCCCCGAGUUCCUCCAGCUCCAACCAGCUCCUGCUGCGGCUCCCUCGGGCACAGUCCUACAGUUUUUGGGGUCCCCGGGGCUGUCAGGGGGUUUGGGGGUCGUUCCCUCCUCUCUCCGGGGAGGUUUCUGUGGGGUUUUGGGUGCUGGAGCUGCUUCCAUCGAGGCGGAGACCUGGGGGGAGACAGCGGGGUCAGGUCGGGAUUAGCUCCCCGAAAUCCUACAAAUCCAUGCCCUGGAAACAGGAGGGUCAGGUCGAGCUCAGCUCCCCAAAAUCCUACAGAUCCAUGUCCUGGAAACAGCAGGGUCAGGUAUGGCUCGGCUCCCCAGAAUCCUACAGAUCCAUGUCCUGGAAACAGCAGGGUCAGGUAUGGCUCGGCUCCCCAGAAUCCUACAGAUCCAUGUCCUGGAAACAGCAGGGUCAGGUCGGGCUCGGCUCCCCAAAAUCCUACAGAUCCAUGCCCUGGAGCCAGCGGGGCAGAGCCGCCCCCGGCCGCUGCCUCUGGAGCUUCGCAUUCCCGGAUUUGCCCAGAGCCACGAGGGAUGUGCCGGGAAACGUCCCCACACCUGGGGCCAGGAAUUAAAACCACCCAAAUCCCAGUUUUUCCCGCAGAUCAGGUCUCGGGGAACCCCUCGGGAGCCCCCCCGGAGCCGAGGCUGGAGGAUGGAGCAGGGAAUCGGCUCCAGGGAUCGAUCCCUGUGGGAUCCCAGCCCUGGUGUUCCCGGUGCUUCCAGGGCUUAUUCCAGCUUUAUUCCAUCCCCUCCUGCUUUGUUUCCUCCUCACCGAGAGCUUCCCCUCUCUGGAGAGGAGCCUGGGGAGGGAUAAAUCAAAUCCUCCCGGAAUUCACCCCCGGGAAGGGCUGAGGUCGUGCCAGGGGUGGGGGACAGAGAGGAAAAUCCCCCAAAGGCCGAUGUGUCCAUGGCUGAGGCCUUGGGAUGGACGAUGGGCACAUCCAGGGGCUGGAGGACAACAGGCAGCCAAAAUUUCAGAGUCAUGGCCAGGCGGGACCAUCUCAACCCAGCCCAUGGAAAAACGGAUCAGCCCAGUGAGGCCUGAUCCCAAAAAUACCCAUUCCCGGUGGGAUUUUGGGAUCCUCCGCAGGGUUGGACAAGGUUUAACACCAAAAAACCCUCACGGGGAGAUUCCAGGGCUGCCCAAGGGCCGUGGGAGCCUCCGGAGGGGCCCGGCCCUGCAGGAUUUGGGAGCUCACGGAGCGCCCUGCUCACCCUCCCUCCGGCAUCCCCUCCUUUGUGCACCCCAGGAUCGGAGCUGCUGCCGGGCACGGGCGGUCCCGCAGCUCCCGGUUCCCCCGGAGCCUUCCCUGACAGCCGGGAUGAAAAACGGGCUCGUUCCAGCGGCGUUCCCGGGCCGAGGCAGCUCCAGCGAGCUCCGGCUCCUUGCAGGGGCCAUAAACCCGGAGAUAUUUCCUCAUUCCCGAGGGCUGGAUCCGCGAUUUUAUGUCUGGAUUAAUUUUAACUAAUCCUGAGCAGUGCAGGGACUCUGCCAUGGAGAGCAGCUCAGUCCCCCUGGGUGUUUUUUUUUUAUUUUUAAUGAAAAUGUGGAGGUUUUUGAAUGCAGCAGCUCUGGUCAUGCCUGUGACAGUUUGGGGGAUUUCGGGAAAUAUCCCCCACCCCAAAGCAGGGCAGCUCCUUCUGCCCCUCCAACACCGCCCCUUCCACCCCGAGUGACAACCGCAGCUCCGGGAAGAGCAGAUUUUGGGGAGCCCUCCGACCUCCAAACCUGCUCUGUUCCAGGAGAAAAUCCCAGGAGCACCGAAUCAUCCAGAAAGAGAUUUCCCAGGAUUUCAGCAGCUCCUCACCCCUCCUGAGAGCCCAGCCCCAACCCGGGGGUCCUGGACCACCCUGAGCCCUUUAACCAGGGGCUGAAUCUGCUUUUAGGGGAUGAUUUGGGGUGGGAAGGGAUCCCUGCUCUCCUGCCGGGCUGCAGAGGGAUCUGGGAGAUUUUAAAGCAGCUCGAGAUGGAUUUCCUGAGCAGGGAAAUCAUAAGAGGGAAUAGGGAAUGGGGAAUAGGGAAUAGGGAAUAGGGAAUAGGGAAUAGGGAUGGGAGCUGUUCCCGAGCUCCCCCAGUGCCCCGGAGCAGCCAGAAGUGUUUAUAAAUAAAAGCAAAUGAAGCAGCCGCCAGACAAAGCCGAUUCCAGGCGAGAGCAACAGUCCCCAAAGGGAAGAUUUAUCCAAGGUCUUUCAGGAGAGACAAUUAAGUGAGGGCAACGCGAGAGAGGCGAUAAAUCCAGGGAGACAAAUGAAGGGCAAGGAACAUCAGCCCUCAGCCUCUCCCCCCGGCAGCUCCAGCUUCCAGCCUCAUUUUCUCCUCCAGCAGGAAAGAAACCAUUUUAAUGCGCUCAAGACUCUGCCGAGAAAAGCUGAGCUGGGGGAACUUCAAACGUGAUUUCUGUUGCCUGAGGGCUCCAUCCCUCUUUUUUCCCCGGCUGGUGUCUCCCGGUUAACAAGGGCACAUCCAGCUCUUCCAGCCCGCUUUGAUAUUUAAUCGGCUGAGUUCCACCAUCCAGGGGCUGCUUUCCAUUAGGAAAUCCCAGUCCCGCUGCGAGCGCCGCGUUCGUUCCCUCCCGGGAGGGGAGACGGAGCCUCCCCAGCCCGGCACGGUUCCCCCGCGGCUCUUCCCUGGUUUUGGGGCUUUGCCGGGAGAAUUCCCGUCCCUCUCCCUCCCCGGGAUUGUUCCCCUGGAGCCCCGAACGCCGCAGUUUCGGGGAAGGCGAUUCCCUCCCCGGCUGGGGAUGCAGGCGCGGAGCCGCUCGGGUCGAUUUUAGGGGAAUGAUGAUCCCGCCGCGCCCACGGGAGCUCUCCAAAGUGACGGAAGGGUCUUUAAUCCCUCUGGUUAUCCCUCGGUUCUGCCCAGAACUCGGCUUAAAUAAACAGCUCCGGCAGUCGGUGCCGGCCCCGCG
Molecule: messenger RNA, 9290 nt
Organism: Taeniopygia guttata (zebra finch)
Lineage: Eukaryota; Metazoa; Chordata; Aves; Passeriformes; Estrildidae
Gene: HDAC7
Product: histone deacetylase 7
Biological process (GO): negative regulation of transcription by RNA polymerase II
Molecular function (GO): histone deacetylase activity
Source: RefSeq, a predicted model, not a curated record